Molecule: messenger RNA, 4806 nt
Organism: Panthera uncia (snow leopard)
Lineage: Eukaryota; Metazoa; Chordata; Mammalia; Carnivora; Felidae
Gene: PPP1R13L
Product: protein phosphatase 1 regulatory subunit 13 like
Exons: 14
Coding region: 1869-4394 (841 amino acids)
Biological process (GO): positive regulation of cell differentiation; regulation of transcription by RNA polymerase II
Molecular function (GO): transcription factor binding
Source: RefSeq, a predicted model, not a curated record
CCACGUGGAACCAGAGGGGCGGGGCCUCGUCCGGGAGCGUCCAUGUGGCGCGGGAGCGCGGGGGUGUCGCUCGGAGUACGCUCUCUCUACGAGCAGAACUGGGGGGAGUUUCCGCUUGCGCAGAGCAGACAGCCGAGGAAGACGUUCUUUUCCCGAAAAUCUGCUCCCGAAAACAGCUGCUUGGCUCCUGGGCGGGAGUUAGCGCCUCAUCAGGUCUCGGCGCAUAUCCCCCUCCAUGUCUCGGACUUUAAUUGCGCCAACGUCGCCUUAAAGGGGCAGCCACAUUGGUAGCUUCUAACUCUUAAAGAGACAGGAAGGUCGAUUGGUCUGAGAUUCUUAAAGAGACAGGUAAGAGUGUAGGUUGGCAGGGCUGUGCUUUCAGUGUCACAAUCCCUUCUUGGGAGGCCCAGAUGCCUGGGAAAUUCGGAACUUGAGUGGGACAGGUGGGAAAAUGGAGAAAUGGUGUAAUUCCAACGGAGGGCGUUGAAGUACCAGCCAGGGGCGGGGCUUCUGGACUCCUAGGGCGCGGGAAACCUAGAGGGAGGAGCCUGUGGGCUCCGAGGCGGGGCUUCCAGACGAGCUAAUCACGCGUGGGGCGGUGCGGACUAAAGGGCGGGGUUUGUGGAUCAAAUGAGACAUAUAGAUGCCCCCGAGAAUUUAGUCUAGUGCGUGGGGGACCUUCCUGUAAGGCUCUGAGGAAGAGAGAGGGAGUAGAAGGCUUGAGCAGCGCCCUUUCUCUGCCGGGGGGCGCGUGUAAACAGAGGCACGCGGCCGCGGAUUUGGGGGUCGCAUCCACGCCCCUUUCCACAGGGACCACACCGCUUGGGGCGGCGGGCGGAGCCGCGGGACGGCGGCUAGACAGGGUGACCCGACUGCAUUCCUGGCCAGUGUGUCAGAGCCACUUCCCGCCCCCUCUGCCGUGAUUUCGGAUCCUAUUCCACAAUUGGGGCGUCCCUCCUUCUCUGGGUGUGAGCGGCUUCUCAGAGCGGAGGGAGGGUCAGGGGAAGGGAACGCGUUCCCUCAGCCCGGGAUCACCAGACAGUUUCCCCAGCGUGGGCGAGACUCCGGGACUGCGGGCUCGGGACUACAAUUCCCAGAGGGCGCAAGGAGGGGAGACGCCCGAUGUCCAUCGUGGAAGCUGCUGGGGAUUGUAGUCCCAGCCUAAGACUUUGGACUCUUGCUAGGAAAUUGUAUAAAGAUCCAACCCAUCCUUUUUACCGACGGGGAGAUUGAGAUUCAGAGACUCGAGGGGAUACUGAUUUAGCGAGGGUGUCUUCUCGACUUAGGGGCGGGGCAUGUGAGUCUCCCCCAACCUCUAACCUUCUAACCCUUUAGUGGCGUCCAAAUCUUCUUUCUAGGAGGGGGAAACUAAGCCUGGAGGGGUGGGACAGGGACUCAGGAGUCUGCCUCCUACAGCCCCGGCGAGAUUAAAGUCUGAAUUCUAUCUGCGUGGCCACAUAGACCUCGGCUUCUGGACCUCGCCCUUCCUGUCUGUGAAAUGGACUUUGGGUGAUUCCCAAUGGGAACGUCUCCAGAAGUCGGCCUACUGCCCCUGCAGGACUACAAGUCCCAAGGUGCUCGAGGCGACCCCUACUCCCCCUCCUCUCUGGGACCCGCCUCCCGUCUGCCGGAGUCACGUCGUCUAACCUGUUCCCGGAGCCUGCCCCGCCCCGUCCUCCGCUCCCCGCAGCCGGAGCCGGAGCCGGAGGAAGUCCCCCGGUGCCAGGAUUUGCCCCGGAUCCGGCUCCUCGCCCUGACCCUGAGGUGAGAAAUGUCACCUCCACCCCCAUCUGUCUGACCUGAGGUUGUGUGGGAGAUAAGCGAGGGAUAGAGGCUAAUUCUGGAGGCGCCCCGCUUCGGCCGGCACCAUGGACAGCGAGGCAUUCCAGAGCACCAGGGACCUUCUGGACCUGAACUUCCAGUCGCUGGCCAUGAGACACAUGGACCUCAAACAGAUGGAGCUGGACACGGCGGCGGCCAAGGUGGAUGAACUGACCAAACAGUUGGAGUCGCUGUGGUCAGACUCGCCGACGCCUGUCGGCUCACAGGGGGGAGCCCCCUCUAGGCUGUCCCGGUACAGCUCCAGCCCGGUCCCCGAGCACUUUAGCAGCCGUGGGUCUCCCCGGAAGGCGGCCAGCGACGGCGCAGACACCUCCUCUUUCGGACGCUCCGAGAACGCCCCGGCUUUGCUCCCCUACAGCCCGCUGUCCCCUAAAGGCCGGCCUUCGUCACCGCGCACCCCGCUCUACCUGCAGCCGGAUGCCUACGGCAGCCUGGACCGCGCGCCCUCGCCCCGGCCCCGCGCCUUCGAUGGCGCAGGCGGCCCCCUCGGCCGUGCGCCCUCCCCGCGGCCCGGAUCGGGCCCGCUCCGCCAGCAGGGUCCCCCCACGACCUUCGACUUUCUGGGCCGCACCGGCUCCCCGCGUGGCAGCCCCCUGGCCGAAGGGCCCCAGGCCUUCUUCCCUGAGCGCGGGCCCUCGCCACGCCCCCAGACCUCAGCCUACGAUGCGCCUGUAGCUUUUGGGAGCCCCCUACUGGGCGCGGGCGGCAGCGCUUUCGCCCCGCCUCUGCGCGCUCAAGACGACUUGACGCUGCGCCGGCGGCCCCCCAAAGCCUGGAAUGAGUCUGACCUGGACGUGGCGUACGAGAAGAAGCCUUCGCAGACAGCGAGCUAUGAACGCCUGGACGUCUUCUCGCGGCCUGCUUCGCCAGGCCUGCAGCUGUUACCCUGGAGAGAAAGCAGCCUGGACGGGCUGGGGGCCACCAGCAAGGACAACCUCACCAGUGCCACUCUGCCCCGAAACUACAAGGUCUCCCCUCUGGCCAACGACCGGCGUUCCGAUGUGGGCGGCUACCGCAGAUCCCUGGGCUCCGCGGGGCCAUCAGGCACUUUGCCCCGCAGCUGGCAGCCUGUUAGCCGCAUCCCCAUGCCUCCUUCCAGCCCCCAGCCCCGCAGUUCCCCGCGCCAGCGUCCCAUCCCCCUCAGCAUGAUAUUCAAGCUGCAGAAUGCCUUUUGGGAGCACGGGGCCAGCAGGGCCAUGCUCCCGGGCUCCCCCAUCUUCUCCCGAGCACCCCCGCCUAAGCUGCCUCCCCAGCCCCAGGUGCCCCUUCAGCCCCAGCCUCCCCCCCAGCCCCAGCCCCAGCCUCUGCCCCAGCCCCAGCCCCAGCCCCAGCCUCAGCCCCAGCCUCAGCCCCAGACUCAGCCCCCCGCCCCAGCCCCCCAACCUCCCCAACAAACUUGGGCCCCUGUGAGUGAAGGCUCUCCCAAACCUCCCCCUGAGCUGGAGCCGGAGCCGGACCUGGAAGGGCUGCUGACGCCAGUGCUGGAGGCCGGGGACGCAGAUGAAGGCGCUGUAACUCGGCCCCUCAGCCCCACGAGGCUGCAGCCAGCACUGCCACCCGAGGCACAGUCGGUGCCCGAGCUAGAGGAGGUGGCCCGGGUGCUGGCAGAGAUACCCCGGCCCCUCAAACGCAGGGGCUCCAUGGAGCAGAGCCCAGCUGUGGCCCUGCCCCCCACCCACAAGAAACAAUACCAGCAGAUCAUCAGCCGCCUCUUCCAUCGCCACGGGGGGCCCGGGGGGCCCGGGGGGCCUGAGCCCGACCUGUCCCCCAUCACUGAGGCGUCCGAGGCCAGGGCAGGGCCCCCUGCUCCUGCCCCACCAGCUCCCGUACCACCCCCCGCCCUGCCCCAGCUCAGCCCAUCAGACCAGCUACAGAGCAUGGAGACGCGCUCGGUGCUGCGGAAGGCGGGCUCCCCGCGCAAGGUCCGCCGCGCCCGCCUCAACCCGCUUGUGCUCCUGCUGGACGCCGCGCUGACCGGGGAGCUGGACGUGGUGCAGCAGGCAGUGAAGGAGAUGAACGACCCGAGCCAGCCCAACGAGGAGGGCAUCACGGCUCUGCACAACGCCAUCUGCGGCGCCAACUACCCCAUCGUGGACUUCCUCAUCGCGGCUGGGGCCAACGUCAACUCCCCUGACAGCCACGGCUGGACACCUUUGCACUGCGCCGCGUCCUGCAACGACACGGCGAUCUGCACCGCGCUGGUGCAGCACGGCGCAGCAAUCUUCGCCACCACGCUCAGCGACGGCGCCACGGCGAUCGAGAAGUGCGACCCCUACCGCGAGGGUUACGCCGAUUGCGCCACUUACCUGGCAGACGUGGAGCAGAGUAUGGGGCUGCUGCACAACGGCGUCGUGUACGCCCUCUGGGACUACAGCGCCGAGUUCGGGGACGAGCUGUCCUUCCGGGAGGGCGAGUCUGUCACCGUGCUGCGCAGGGACGGGCCAGAGGAGACAGACUGGUGGUGGGCCUUGCUGCAUGGCCAGGAGGGCUACGUACCUCGUAACUACUUCGGGCUCUUCCCCAGGGUGAAGACCCAGAGGAAUAAGGUCUAGCUGGAGAGGAGGACGUUUCCAGGGGAGACAGGAGGAAGCGUCCCUGCCUUUGCUCCAGACCUGUCCCUCAGUAACUGCUGCCUCUCCUUGGGCCCCAAGCCCUACAGGGGUGGGGUCCUCACCUCCAGCUCUCUGCUUACCCGGAAGCCCAGGGGAGAAGGAGAACCUCAGCCUAGAAACUGUCAUAGCCCUGGGAGGUCACGAUGGGGCUGGGAAUCAUUGGAGGCAAGAGACACCCCCCUCCCCUCCAUUUGUCAAAUCAGAUUCCGUCCCAAGUGCCUCCUAUUCCUGCUGCCACCCCCUCCCACCCCCUCGACACAAGCCAACACCCCAGCCUAGGAGAGCCUGCGAUGUGUCGCCUCCACUGGAUUUCCCUGGGAGUCACCUCUGCCCCCACCUCCCCAGGGCUAGG